Messenger RNA from Carassius gibelio (silver crucian carp), 713 nucleotides. Its product is annotated as interferon-induced protein 44-like. The transcript is spliced from 5 exons. Bases 1 to 534 code for a protein of 177 amino acids. Lineage: Eukaryota; Metazoa; Chordata; Actinopteri; Cypriniformes; Cyprinidae. The record is from RefSeq and is a predicted model, not a curated record.
AUGCGAGACAAUCUGAUCUUUACGGAUGACAUUGUCAACAGCAUAUAUGGACAUGUGAAGGAGGGAUAUAAAUUCGAGGAGAAACCUAUCACUAGCGAUGAUGAGCAUUACAAUGAAAACCCUUCACUGUCUGAUCAAUCCUUCUGCCUGGUUUAUGUUAUAGACGCAAAUACAAUCCAUUUCUCUCCAGAAGAUAAUAUAAUUACUGAGGAACUGAGGAUCAUUCGCCAAAAAAUCUGUGAUAAUGGGAUUCCUCAAGUGAUUGUCAUGUCUAAAGUGGAUGAAGCAAGUCCUCUGGUCAAAAAUGAUCUAAAGAUGGUCUACAGAAGCAAUAUAAUCAAAAAGAAGAUGGAGAUGUGCAGUGCCACAGUCGGUGUUCCAAUGAGCAACAUCUUCCCAGUGAAGAACUAUAAUAAUGAGAUUAACACAAAUGAUGAUGCUGAUGUCUUGAUUCUCAAGGCAUUUGAUCAGAUUGUGCGUUCUGCUGAUGCUGAACUGAGGCAUGGUGCUUACAACGAAUGUAAACAACAAUAAUAGCCUUUAGGGUUGAAUGUAUAGUAAACGAAAUGUAUCAUCUGAAUCAAAAUGCAUUCCAUGUGCAACAUAGUACAGGUUAUAGCCAACAAGUGAGAAUGAUAAAAAUGACUCACACAUACACACAGUAUUAGAAAUUGCAACACAAAUUAGCUGUGUCAGCUUGAUUGGCUUGAACA